AUGACGACAAAUUAUGCUUUUACAGUUCAAGACUAUGUUAUAUUUGUGGCAACGGUAUUGUGUUCAUUCCUGAUUGGAAUAUGUUUUGCACUGUGGGAGCGAAAAAAGAACCACAACAGUCCGGAGGAAUACUUCUUAGCCGGCCGCAAAUCCAGGCUCCUGCCAGUGACUUUAUCAUUCAUCGUAACUUUCCAAUCGUCUAUCCUCAUGUUGGGAUUUCCAGCAGAGGUGUAUCUCUAUGGUGCUGUCUACGUUUACUUCCUGCUUCCCAUAGUUAUCGCUCUCACAUUCAGCGCUUUCAUCAUUGUUCCCGUCUUCUAUCCUCUUAAGCUAACGACCGUUUACGAGUACCUUAAUUUACGUUACGGCAAUAACGUUCUUCGCUACGUUACUAUGACAGUGGGCAUUGUCUAUAAUAUCUUCUACAUGAGUACGGUCACAUAUGGAACGUGCGUGGCCCUAGAGGUUGUGAUGGGGCUACCUUAUUGGUUAACCAUCGUCAUCUAUACGACCGUUACAACAGUUUACACCUCCAUCGGUGGAAUAAAGGCUGUCAUUUGGACUGACGUUUUGCAGUUUGUUAUUAUGACAACUGGCAUAUUGGCGGUUACCGUAAAAGCUAUCAUAGAAGUUGGUGGUAUAUCGCAAGUACAAAAAUACAGCGAGAGUCGUAUGAAUUUCAACCAAUUUGGAUUUGACCCACGAAUACGUUACACGUUCUGGAAUUUGGGGAUAACAUCUGUACCUAUUUGGUUGUAUAUAAGUUACAUGCAACCUGCGAUGCAAAGAGUAUACUCAACACCAGACGUAAAGACCGCAAGGAAUAUGUACCUCAUUUCCAUUCCUGUUUACGUACUCAUGUGUCUUGGUACAAUGAUCGAAGGAGUGGUCAUCUUUGCGUACUAUUCGUCGAAGGGUUGUGACAUUUACAAUGGUGGGAUAAUAAACAAUAUCAACCAGCUUGUACCUUACACGGUAUUAGAGCUGUUUGAGGAUAUCCCAGGACUACCAGGUCUAUUCAUCGCCGCGUUAUCCAGUGCUGCAUUUAGCACACUGUCUUCGUGUCUCAGCUCCCUCUCUGCAAUUGUGUAUGAAGACAUCAUAAAAGUCCGAAAUCCAAACAUUAGUGCACAAGUAGUUACAAACAUAUCACGGAUAGUGACUAUUCUGUUCGGGUUGCUCGCGCUAGCAGUGACGUUCCUGAUAUCAAAUCUACCGGGAUCAGUUGUCUCGCUAUUUUCGAGUUUUGUAGGUUGUAUGGAAGGCCCGACAUGUGCAAUAUUCAUUUUGUCUGCGUUCAGCCGAAGGGUGACGACAAAGGGAGUGUUGUUUGGAGCGAUGUGUGGUAUGUCCAUAUCCCUUUGGUUGAAUCUGGGAAACAUCUUCUCUGAUGUUCCCGCAUAUACCCCUCUUCUCCCUGCAGGUCCGACAAAUUACUGCUCAAUAACGCCCAAUUUCACUUCCCUAUCCACAGUUUCACCACACGGGUAUUCGACAACUACCAGCUUGCCACAUGACGAAACAUCGACGAGUGUUGUUCACGCAACCUUCAGCAUUUCGGGGCUGCAGGAGUUUUACCGAAUAUCAUUUAUGUAUUAUUCAUUUAUUGGGCUUACUGUUUCUGCUGUUGUUGGAUUCUUAGCGAGUUUGUGUUGUGAAGCACCACGACAUGUGGAGACAAGGUGUCUGUUUGAAUUUCGUAAGCAUGUGUUAGGCAGACGAUCAGACAAAAAGAGCGAGGUAAUUACUGCCAAAGUAAACGAGGAAGAAGCGCUUAUGUGA
This is a messenger RNA of Mya arenaria, 1782 nucleotides long. Its product is annotated as sodium-coupled monocarboxylate transporter 2-like. Gene Ontology annotation, cellular component: membrane. Gene Ontology annotation, biological process: transmembrane transport; sodium ion transport. Bases 1 to 1782 code for a protein of 593 amino acids. NCBI's taxonomy places the organism in Eukaryota, Metazoa, Mollusca, Bivalvia, Myida, Myidae. The record is from RefSeq and is a predicted model, not a curated record. Gene Ontology annotation, molecular function: symporter activity. The transcript has a single exon.